Molecule: messenger RNA, 1839 nt
Organism: Cladophialophora carrionii CBS 160.54
Lineage: Eukaryota; Fungi; Ascomycota; Eurotiomycetes; Chaetothyriales; Herpotrichiellaceae
Exons: 2
Coding region: 1-1839 (612 amino acids)
Biological process (GO): synaptonemal complex assembly; mitotic sister chromatid cohesion; replication-born double-strand break repair via sister chromatid exchange
Cellular component (GO): synaptonemal complex; cohesin complex
Molecular function (GO): protein binding; chromatin binding
Source: RefSeq, a predicted model, not a curated record
AUGUUUUAUUCAGAACAACUCCUAGCCAAGACCGGGCCGCUGGCGCGGGUCUGGCUCGCGGCGAACGUUGAGCGCAAGCUCUCCAAGUCACAGAUCCUGCAGUCGGAUAUCCAGAGCAGCGUAGGCGCAAUCGUGGAUCGAGGCCAUGAACCUAUGGCGCUGCGCCUGAGCGGCCAGCUCAUGCUGGGUGUUGUGCGCAUCUACGGGCGAAAGGCGCGGUAUCUGCUCGACGACUGCAAUGAGGCGCUUAUCAAGAUUCGCAUGACCUUCAAAUCGACUAAUAAUCACGACCUUCCGGCCCACGCUACUGCCGCGGUUGAUCUCAACUUACCAGAGUUACUCACCAUUGAUGACUUGUUCUCUAGCAUGGAUUUCACAUUCAAUAUGACCCAACAGCCAGCCAUUACCGAUGGCCAGACCCAAGACCUGGGGGAAGACUGGACCAGCUCGCUGAACCCUCAGCAGACCAGCACGCAAUCGAUGCUCACUCCAGGCGAAGAGCCCUUGUACAAUGAUGACGAUCUCAACCUCGACUUCACGGGCGGCGAUGACAUGGCCAUGAAUGAUACUACUGUCAGCAUCAACGUCGGGCGAAACGCUGCAACCCCCAAACCUGCUGAUGAUGAGAUCUUCGGUGAAGAAGGGCUGCUGCACGAUGAUGAAGACGGCCUCAACCUGGAUUUUGACCAAGAUGUCCCCAUGCUAGAUCAGCCCGAUGUACAGAUGGCUGAUGAUACGCUUCCACCCGUUGGCGAGGAGGAGCCUCUGGUGUCGGGAGAUGACGAGACCCUGCAACUACGACAGACGGCUGAAGACGCAAGGGAACGGAGAGAGACAGAGUCUCCGCUAUCGGAGGCAAACCCAGAACUCCUUGACGAGCUUGAUCGAAGUUUUCAGGUCCAGCUGGCGGAGGAAGAAGAGAUCGAAGAGGUGGCCGCGCAGCAACGACAAAGAAUCCGAAAGCAGAAGCCCAUUGCUCCGGAUGCCGAGACUGUCCUUCACAACAAACAGAUUAAGGCUCAAGCAGAGGAUCGGUCCAAGAUUCUCCGCGCUCCAUCUUUUCUCCCUCGGGACCCUCUUCUCCUGACGCUUAUGAGCAUGCAGAAGAACGGCGAUUUCGUCACCAAUGCCAUGAAUGAUGGCCGCUCAAUGCACUGGGCUUCUGAACUACAGGGUCUGCUAUCUUUCGAAACGGUUAUGAGAUCUGGAGAGCGGAAGCGAAAGCGAGAUAGCGGUAUUGGUGGGUUGAGCGAGGACGAGCACAGUGAGAAGUCGCCGCGGCUGGAAGGUCCUGAGGACGCAGUCGAGGACGAGGCUGUUCAUCUUGACGAGGCUCAACCAUUAACACCAGCUCCUGAUGACCUUCUGCUACAACCUAUGAGCGAGGGAGGCCCUGCUUUGGAAGACGUCGUCCAAGGCGAAGAUGACGAAGGCAUCCACGGCGGCGACGACACGUUUGACGACACCACCAUGCCUCUUGUACAUCCCGCUGACAGUGGUCCAAUCUCGCUCGGCACGAAGCAUGCAGUUCAUCUUCUGCGUGACCAACUUGGCGAUGCUGGAGGAGCUCAUCCUUCUUCACCAGCCAGGAAGUCAGUGCUUCUGCAGGAUCUCGUUCCAGAAGGACGCACCAGCAAGGAAGAUGCGACCAAAAUGUUCUUCGAGGUGCUAGUCCUGGCAACCAAAGACGCAAUCAAAGUCGACCAGGGCAAUACGGCAAUAGGUCUUCCUCUGCGGAUCAGAGCAAAGAGAGGUCUGUGGGGUUCCUGGGCCGAGACCAGUCCUGGUGAUGACCCAACCACAAACACAGCUUCUCAGCAAGUAGCUGCGGCGGCAUAG